Molecule: messenger RNA, 1962 nt
Organism: Lingula anatina
Lineage: Eukaryota; Metazoa; Brachiopoda; Lingulata; Lingulida; Lingulidae
Product: E3 ubiquitin-protein ligase TRIM45-like
Molecular function (GO): zinc ion binding; protein binding
Source: RefSeq, a predicted model, not a curated record
UAGUAUGCAGCCUUUUGGCUGUGUGUAAACCUAAUUGAACUUAGAGUCAUGGCAUCAAAGAAGUUCUACGAAGGUUUCAGCGACAACUUUCUAACGUGUCACAUCUGUCUUCACGAGUAUGAAGACCCGCGUGUCCUCCCAUGCUAUCACACUUUCUGCUUGGCUUGCCUUGCCCAGCACGUGGCAGCGAGUGGGACGGGAGGCAACAUCACGUGCCCAGUGUGCCGCCAAGAGGCGCCUGUUCCACCAGGUGGACUGGAGAAACUUGUCCGUAACUUCUUUUUGUCCAAGGUGAAGGACUUCAUGUUGACAGCAAAAAGUAAAGACAAAUUGUGUGGGAACUGUCACUCACAAGUUGCUCAAUUUUACUGUCAAGAUUGCAAACAUUUUUUCUGUGAGAACUGUCGACAAAAACAGCAUGACGCCAUAAAAUUUCUGCAGGGACACACAAUGAUGUCAGUGUCUGACUUUGGGAAGCAAGUCCAGGAAAUGAAGGGAGUAACAUUAUUUUGCGAUAAGCAUGAAGAAGAACGGUUGAAAUUUUAUUGCACGGAUGACGAUGUUGUUGUGUGUCGUGACUGUAUUCUCACCAAACACAACAAACACAAUUGUGUAGACAUUGCAGAUGUAGCAGAAACGCAUAAAGCGAAAAUACAAAGUGCAUUUCAUGAUCUGUCUAAGAGCAUUUCACUAUUUGAAAAUGCAGAGUCGGAAAUAUCCAAACAACAAGAAGAUGCGACUGACGACGUAAACAAAACGGUGGCCGACAUACAACAACAGGAGGCGGAUAUUAUCAAAGAGGUUCAGCGAAUUUCUGCUCAGUUGAUAGCGGAAGCAAAAUACCAUGCUGCAACGAACAUAAAAUCCUUCGAGGCUGAGAAAGAUCACCUCCAACUACAGAAGGUAUCCAUUCACAGCACUUGUGAGUUUGCCAAGCAGCUCGUCCAACAAGGCUCCCACACAGAGGUGAUGAUACACGCUAAGAAUAUCCAAGCAAGGAUGAAAGAAUUGAGCAGUGUAAAACCCACAGUACCGACAAAAAACACACUCACUUCUACUGAAGAAAAAAUUCCAGUGAAAUGUUUUGUUCUUAGGAAGAAGUAUAAAUGGCUAAAUACUGCAUCUUUGGUGGAUGAGUUUGAUAGCAGUAUGGAAAGUUUGUGGGACAUAUCGUGUAGUCAAAGUGGGACAAUAUAUUUAGUUUCUUACCUAUCCGGUAAUCUUACAGCAAUAUCACCAUCCCAUAAGGUGAUAUUUCAGGUUGAUAUACCAAGUCCCAGGGGUGUCACCGUGCUCAGUGAUGACAGACUGGUGGUUACAUGUGAUGAUGGAUGCCGAGUUUUUUCCUCAGGGAAAUAUGACCGAACAUUUGGUCAGGGUGACAUGUCUUACCCCAAGGGUGUUGCAGUGGACAAGAAUGGACACAUACUUGUCUGUGACGCGAGCAAUAAAUGUAUCUGUGUGUAUGAUGCUGUGCAGUACAAUCUUAUCAAUAAGAUCAGUAUUCCUAUGUGCAAAGAACCAGAAUACAUUGCAGUGCUUCCAGGUCGUGACACCAUUGUGGUGAGUGACUGUUAUGGACACUGUGUAUAUGGAGUGACCCCACAGGGUGAUGUAGUGUUCCAGUACGGUACACCAGGUAAGAAAGGUUCAGGUGAUGGAUACCUGGACCAGCCGUGGGGAGUGUGUACAGACAGCGCGGGGCACAUUUUUAUUGAUGACCAGUGCAAUAACAGGGUGGUUGUCCUGACCUCAGAUGGUCAACUGUUAAAAUACGUGGUGGGUCAACAACAGUUUUCUAUACCACGGUGUGUGACCCUUGAUACCAAAGGACAGCUUGUAGUGGGGGAUAUUAGAGGCAAGGUGAAAACAUUUCGCUAUGUACUUUAACUACAAGUUAAGUAGCAGACCCGUAGGCAGGGGAGGUUUGGGGGGUUCGAAAGAACCGCCCCUUUUGUCAGG